This is a messenger RNA of Aspergillus nomiae NRRL 13137, 2457 nucleotides long. Its product is annotated as fungal specific transcription factor domain-containing protein. The record is from RefSeq and is a predicted model, not a curated record. Gene Ontology annotation, biological process: DNA-templated transcription. Gene Ontology annotation, molecular function: zinc ion binding; DNA binding. Lineage: Eukaryota; Fungi; Ascomycota; Eurotiomycetes; Eurotiales; Aspergillaceae. Gene Ontology annotation, cellular component: nucleus. The transcript is spliced from 7 exons. Bases 1 to 2457 code for a protein of 818 amino acids.
AUGGAAUCCCCCGACGUCCGAGGGACUGCAGUACCUCUCACUUCGGACACAGAAACGCCCGCUUGCCAGUCCUGCCGGAGCCGUGUGGACUGUUACUAUGACUAUACAAAGAAUAAGCCUGGUGUCAAAGUGGGCAUCAUUCAGACGCUGACUCAGCGAGUGGAGUCAUUGGAAGCUCAAUUGGAAGGACUACGCACCCAGCAUCAGGCUGACAGUGGUAUUCCAAGCCCUGCAAGCACCGUUCAGGAUGUAAACGCUCUUCGAACCUUAGUUUCAUCAAUGAUGGAGGAAUGGCGAGAGAAUAACACUUCGCCAAAUAACGCUCCAGAUCAACGUCUAAACUCUCCUCCGGAUCGAGAUGUGCAUGAUUCCACCAUCCAGACUUCAAGUCCUGAGACCUCGCGGAAAAGACCAUGUCCAGACUCCAGGAGCUUUGUGGAUUCUGCUUUUCAGGUGGACUUGCCCCCGGAUAACUUGAUGAAUGGCAUUCUGGAUGCGUACUUCUCGGUCGUUCAUCCGUUUAUCCCCAUUCUGCAUGAACCGCUUUUCCGAUCUCGCCUUCGUGACCCGGCUGAAAAGCCAAAGCUAAUGCCCAUACUCCAUGCGAUGAUGGUAUGUGCCUUACGGUACGUGGCAAACGAAAGGCUUGCUGCAGAUUGGAGUACAUCCCACCCGGGCGCACUCCAGAAGUCUAGGGAUUUUGUAGUUCUGUCAAGUAUAGAUAGCCUCUCGGUAGAAGGUGCACAGUCCCUGAUUAUUAUUGCCUUUGUUCAUAUAUGCGAUGGGAACGCAAGCAAAGCGUGGCCAAUUGUUGGAGCUCUGACUAGAGCUGUUGUGUACAUGGGACUUCACUGCGAGCCAGAUGAGGAUCAGCAGGGAGAUUCUUGCGUCCAACCAUUUAGAUAUCUGCCAUCAGCUCGGGUGUGGACGGAAAUGGAGGAGCGACGACGAGUAUUCUGGAACGUCUUUCUUUUGGACCGAUUUUCUUCCUUCACUACUGGAUGGAAUAUGAGCCUGUCCAGUGACGAUGUGAGACUCCGUCUUCCCAGUGAUGGAACGUACUGGGCUAAAGAGGAGCCGGUCACUACACCAUUUUUCAACAUAUGGGAUACAUCCUUAGCUAAAAUCGGAAAAUCAGUAUCAUUCCUCCCAGGCCACUUUUCUUCGAUCGCCGAUAAGGAGAAAGAUGUCGAUAGUAAUCCCUCAAGAUCCGAACGUGUCUCCCCGGUCUUGCAGGCACCGGGAGCCCGGUCAGUGGACCUCUCUACAAUAGGCUCCUUUGCAUAUUGCAUCGAGGCGACCGAAUCACUCAAUCGUAUUGUGAAGUAUUUCCUUCAACGACCAGUCAACUUCCAGAGCAAGCAGGAGUUCGGUGCUUGGCUGACCCGCUUCAAGGAGUUGGACCUCCAGCUUAUCCACUGGAAGAUGUUCCUCCCUCGGCGGUGGAAAGACUCUAACAUUUCCAAGGAGCCUGCAUUCGUGCAUAUGGAUCCCAACUUAACCCUGGCUCACAUCACCCACAACACGUCAAUGAUUCUUUUACAUCAGUGCAUUGCCUAUCCACGGGCCAACCUCGUGGAUAAGCUGAAACAAGCAAGUAUCUCGAGUGCUGAGACGUGCCAGCUAGCCGCGUCGGAAACAGCCAAUAUAGUUCAAAAGUAUCUACAAUACACACCCUUUGUGGGGCUUGUGAAUGCUCAGUUCGUGUUUUGCGCUUUCGUCAGCGCCCGUGUAAUGCUUGUACAUUCACACCUGCACCGCACUGAGCUUCCCGAGGGAUACAGCGUUCUUCUAUGGAGUCUUCAGCAAAUGUCAGCCCGAUGGGUGUCAUCGAACCCAAACUUACGAUUGACACUGAAAACCGAUAACUUUGCCAGUGGCCUUCUUUCUCAGCUUCAAAAGCUGCAGGAGCGGUGCAAGUACGUUGAACCUUUCGAAUUGGACGCCUUGGGCUAUGCUAUUGAAGUAAGCUUUGCCCUUGGGAUACGUAGUCCACCGGCUAGCUUAGGUGAGAGUCAGUGGGUCAGGGAGCGACGGGCCCAACAGCGACAUAGCAUCAUACCGGUGAAUGGCCAGCGUUCCCAUUAUAUGAACAGUAGUCCUUGCGCGCACAGGUCUGAUCAAUGUAGCGAUCAUGACCACGCGUCGCAGCCGGUUGUAGCACCAUCCGUGAACGUGACUCCUUCUGGUCCUCCGGUAGCGUCAGACGCGACAAUUAGAGAUAUGGGCCAGUGGAAUGGGAAUCAGAUAUCAAACCAGCAACGUAUGAAUACGCUGCGUGCUCGGGAUGCAUAUCCCAGUCAGACUGGCCCAAUGGAUGGCCUAUUCCCUUCAGCCAGUGCAGCCUCACCACUCGAUGGCUCAGACAGCUUUGCAGCGUUGUCUAACUUCCUUCUGGACCCUCAAUAUCUGGACAUGGACCGAAUUAUCAGCUUUCAGGACUCGUUCACUCAUUAG